This is a messenger RNA of Phragmites australis (common reed), 1316 nucleotides long. RefSeq lists its product as uncharacterized. The record is from RefSeq and is a predicted model, not a curated record. The transcript has 3 exons. Lineage: Eukaryota; Viridiplantae; Streptophyta; Magnoliopsida; Poales; Poaceae. The coding region runs from base 893 to 1132 and encodes 79 amino acids.
GACACGGCGAGCCCACGAGUCAGGGGAAAAGGCCCAAGCCCACUAGAAGCAACCCUAGAUUCUUCAUCUUUUAUCUCUACGAUGCCUGUUGCCCUGCUAUCUGCUUGAUUCACUUGCCUCUUGCCGCUAUCAGGAGCUCGCCACGCCACGCAACAACAGGUGACUGGUGAGCCUCUUCUCUGAGAUCUCUUUCCUUCCGUCCGUGAUCCCGCGUGCACAGCUGCGAUGCAGAUGAGACAACCCUCCAUGUGCUUGUCAUGACCCAGGGAUGCGAUGCACUUUGUCUACCACCAAACCUUUCCUCCUUUCUUUCCUCUGUUUGUUGCUGAUGCCGCAGUCUGGACGUCUGGUUGCCGAUCCAACUGAGAACUGGCCCUUGGGUGCCUAACUGCCUAGUGCCUACUAUUAUCUCCAGGUCUCAUUGCUGAUCCAACAUGGAUGGGAAUACCUCAAAUGAGACAGAAAAUGAGCAAGGCAAUAAACCACUGUGGAAUUUUGUUGAGGUACUUGGUAGAGCUACAUGUGGUGGUGGGAGAAAUGUGGGGUUUAGGUGCAAAUAUUGCAACCGAGAAUAUAGUGGAAGCUAACUCCUGAGCGUGCAAAAGAUUUGGUCUUUGUACACAAUAACUUGAGACUUUUUUCUAGGUGAUCGAAAGCUUAUAAACAAGGGGUAACAAUAAUGUGGGAUGUAGGGAUAACUAUGAAUCACUUAGUGGUGUUGGAAUUCUUGAAGUGGCUGAUCUAUCUCUUGAAGAGCCCGAGUUGGAGAGUGUCUUUUGAAGGUGCAGACCUUGUGGAGCAAGUUGAGCUAAUUGACGGGGAAGAAGAUGAUUAGCUACUUAGUAAUUCAUGACCAUCUCAAGAAAUCUGAAUCAAGCUUAAGGUGAGCGUGAUGUCUUUCCUGAGGCUGCUACCUCGAAGGUUACCUCAACUUAUCAGGCAGAUGGAGCAAGAUGUUGAGACUGUAAUCCACGUUCUCCAGCCAGGUCCAAUAGGAAUAGUGGAGCACAAAUUCACUGAUGCAGAGAUCCUGGAGGCCGGAGCCACAGUAAGAAGAGCAGUUGAUAAUUGGCGACGGAACUGGAUCCUGGAGAGAAAUCUUGGCAGUGGUUCUUUCGACAAAUGGAAGUAAUAUCCCCCUCAUGAUUUGCAGCAGCAGUUAUUGAAAUAAAAGGGUACCAUGGCUGCCCACAACCAUUGGCAUUCAAUAGUUGAUAUGUUUUCUCCCUUAAUGUAUUCAUGGAUUCAGCUGUGAUAUAUAAUUAUAUACAUCAUCACUUUAUCUAUGAUAUAUUGUUGAGAACAAAUUCUGCUUA